Lactuca saligna is the source of this 1233-nucleotide messenger RNA. NCBI's taxonomy places the organism in Eukaryota, Viridiplantae, Streptophyta, Magnoliopsida, Asterales, Asteraceae. The record is from the annotation of a GenBank genome assembly.
AUGAUGGUGGUGUUCGAGCUACUCAAUGCAUGUCCGUUAAAGAGCAUGUUGCAAGAUGUUUGCACAUUGUGGGAAAUGAUUUUAGAAAUCAAUUUGUCUCUUGGUUGUUGCUCUAAAUCCACUACAAGUAAGUGCUUCCAUGGAUUUCUCCAAGAAAGUAUAUCACUAGAAAGUCGUUAUAUUCAACAACCAAAAGGUGAUGUUGUACAAAAAGAAAUUCAAGAUAAAAAGCGAUUUUAUCCAUACUUCAAGAAUUGUAUAUGGGCAAUUGAUGGGUCACAUGUUCGUGUCAAAGUACCCAACAAAGAUGCACCUAGAUAUCGUGGUCGUAAGGGAUACCCUACGGUGAUAAUGAUAAAGGAAGAACAAGUUGGUAAGAAAGAACAAACAAAAUGGACAAAUUGGAUGGAUUAUUGUUUUAUUCAAGAUUUGUUGACACAACAAGAUAAUGGAAACAAGAUUAGUAGGACAUUCAUCUCACAAGCGUACACCAACAUGCUAAUUGAAGUGGGUGAGGAAGUGUGGGCCAACCUAAUUAAUUCAAAGCCUGGAGGCAAUUUCAUUGAAGACCAAAAAAAUCACAAACUACAAUGAAAUGAUAGCUUUAUUUGCGAGAGAUAGAGCUUUAGGGCGCAUGUUGAAACCCCGAAAGAGAAGAAUGCUCGAUUGAACAGGACUGGGGAUAUCAAAGUAGAAACGAUUGAAGAAGUUGAUGAGUUGUUGGAAAGAAAUGACAUAACACUUGAGAAACAAUAGAAAUAUGAUGAUGAUGAUGAUGUUCAAGUAUUAUCUCCUACAUGCUUUUCACCGAUGCAAAAUUCAAGUGCAAAGAAGUACAAAAGUAAAAAAGGGAAACAUAGAUAUGAAGAUGAAGAUAAAGUUGAACCUGAACCUGAAUCAUUUGAAAAAGUUAUUAUGAGUGCAUUUAAAUAUGUGGCUUUCGCUAUGAGGGGAGGUAACAAAAUCUUCAAAAACUCUCAUCAUCGGGUGUAUACCGGUGAUGAAGUUUAUAACGAAUUAGAAUCGAUGGAUUUGGAACCCAAUGAAUUAGCAAAAGUUCUCAUGUUUUUGUCGUGAAAUCAAGCUGCUGCGGGGACAUUAUUUAGAGUUCCGUUUAAAAUUUGAAAAGGUUUACUGAAAAAAAGGACAGGUGCAAGUAAAUGACUUAGGAUGAUAGUUUUUGAUUAAUUAUCAGUUUGACUUUGUACUUUUUGAUUUUUGGUUUGACUUCAU